Messenger RNA from Exophiala mesophila, 1674 nucleotides. RefSeq lists its product as uncharacterized. Lineage: Eukaryota; Fungi; Ascomycota; Eurotiomycetes; Chaetothyriales; Herpotrichiellaceae. Gene Ontology annotation, cellular component: cytoplasm; membrane. The transcript has 4 exons. The record is from RefSeq and is a predicted model, not a curated record. Bases 146 to 1363 code for a protein of 405 amino acids.
CAACAAUUGUGUCUCGCCCUAUACUGCGACUGAAAAGGGCGACAUAUCCUGGCCAACCUCGCCGCAGCCCACCUUUAACACUCAUUUAGAAAGUCCCCAGACACGCGAAGCAUGGUUGUUUCGCGUGUUGCACAGCUGCAGAAACAUGGACGGAGACCCGGCCGUUGAGCCAGAGAUCGACUCUUUUAGUCGUGUGCUUCCAUUGCCCUACCGAGUGGCCAUCAUUGUCGUUCUUGGAAUUUGGGCAUGGGGUGUGAACUUGCAUUAUUUACAUUUGGUCAAAAUUGAUGUCCCUGCGUUGAUCAGAUAUCCUUCUCGACAAGGCCCCAAUAGCAUCCUACAUCACCACUCGACCUAUCGAUUAGCCACUAUCCUCUCGAUUCCACUCGCAGCGUCCCUGCUUCUCUUUUGGGCCAUCACGCGUGGUGACAAACAUGCUGUUCUCUCCUGGCAGAUCUUGCCGCAGUCAUACCUGUUUUUAAUUGUCCUGUGCUUCGUCCUCCCCGUCAAGCGCAUGUCGAGAUCCGGUCGGUUGCAUUUCUUGACCACCUUGAAGAGAAUUAGUGUGGGUGGACUGGCAGAGGUCCAAGAUGGCAAAUUUGGCGACAUCAUUCUCGCCGACGUUCUUACCAGUUAUGCCAAAGUCAUGGGCGACCUGUUUGUCUCGACAUGUAUGCUCUUCUCGAGGAAAACCGUCAGUACAGCAAAGCCGGAUCGAGGCUGUGGUGGUGUAUUUUUGGUGCCAUUUAUCAUUGCCAUCCCCAGCAUGAUCCGGUUGAGACAGUGUUUGAUUGAGUAUUCCCGGGUUCGGCGCAACAGGACGGCGACUUCGGGCUGGGGUGGUCAGCAUUUGGCCAACGCCUUGAAAUAUGCCACUGCGUUUCCGGUCAUCAUCUUGAGUGCAGUGCAGAGAGGGUACAAUCCUGAGACAUUUCAUAUGAGUGAGGCGGAACUGUUUAGACUAUGGCUAUUCUUCGUUAUGAUCAACUCCUUCUAUUCAUUCUACUGGGACGUGGCCAAGGAUUGGGACUUGACAUUACUGUCGUCGAGUUGGGAACGCAAUAACCCUGAACAUCCUUACGGGCUCCGGCGGCAUCGUUAUUUCCAUGCCCACCAAAUGUAUUAUACUGCGAUUGUGAUCGACUUGCUGCUAAGAUGUACGUGGAGUUUCAAACUGUCGGCACAUCUGGACCAUUUCAACGACCUAGAAGGCGGGAUUUUCUUGAUGGAGUUGUUGGAAGUCAUUCGACGAUGGAUGUGGAUUUUUUUCCGAGUCGAAACUGAAUGGGUCCGAAACAACCGUGGCCCGGCACCUGAUGACAUUUUGUUGGGUGAUUUCGCUGGAAAGAUAGAUGAUGAUUGAAUCAAGACAUUGUUUUUGCCUGGUGCCUGGUGCUGGAUAUCAUUGAUGAUGCGUGGCUAAUGGGUCUGGAUGUUGUGGAGACACUCCAGCAAAUUACGAGAUACUUUACGUCGUAGAUCAAGAUGUUAGAUGGAUCACCCGAGAGAGGUUGUGAUCCUGUGCAUCUACUAAAUUAUGACCAUGCGUGCGUAUCUGUCCUGGAUAGUUGUCAUAGCUGGGGGAGUGGCAUGAUACUUCGUGCGUGUCAGCCCCAUGGUUGUGCAUUGGACCCCUGAAAAGAUGAAUAGGACACUUAUGCAGGUACGCGAGAG